Messenger RNA from Zingiber officinale, 2015 nucleotides. Its product is annotated as 2-oxoglutarate-Fe(II) type oxidoreductase hxnY-like. The coding region runs from base 688 to 1704 and encodes 338 amino acids. The record is from RefSeq and is a predicted model, not a curated record. The transcript has 11 exons. NCBI's taxonomy places the organism in Eukaryota, Viridiplantae, Streptophyta, Magnoliopsida, Zingiberales, Zingiberaceae.
GCUACCUCUCCUGGCUAUUGUUCUUGUGCAUGAACUAUCUAUCACUCGCUGAAAGCAUAUCGAAAGCACACUGCUUCGAUCGAAUUGGCUGGGUAGGAACAAAAUCAACACGAAACUAACCUGUCGAAGUCGCCGGCCGGUUAAGCUUCAUGGCUUCUCGAGCUGGUUUUGCAGAGGAAUUAAGAGCAUUUUUGGAUUUGAUGGACGGGAGGGAAGUGGAGCAGGCUUAAAUUGGGGUUGCAAGGGAGGAGGGCCGUUAGCUGAAGGAACGAACAGUCCGAACCAUGCUUCCUGAGGCGACUCAGCGCCACAACCACCGUUCCAAAUGAGACAGGCAAAGCCUGACCAAAAUGACAAAAGAGGGGUGGUCACAGACAGAGGGAGACAGAGAAAUGUUCUCGAUAGGAUCUGUAGAUGAUGAAGAAGAAGGAGGAUCGAUCAUAAAAGAUGAAACGAAGAUCAUAAUAAUUAUUCAUAUUAUUUUUAAUUUGUGUUAAUUACAUUACAUCGAUUAAUAAUAAAUAUAAUAAGACAGGUUGGUUUAAUUUGUGAGUCAAUAGAGUUUGAUUCGCGAUCGUGGGACAGGUUGACUCCCGCAGACUACUCGACGCAAGGUUGGGGGGCGGCGGAAGAGAAAGCGACAAGCGGCAAGAGAGUCGAGAGGUGGUGGUGGUGGUGUCGGGAAACAUGGCGAGUGCGGCGGAAGUGAUCGUCGGUGGGUCGGCGCCGAAAACCGUACCGCUGAACUGCAUCAGUCUCUCGGAGCCUGACAUUACCAAAUCCGUUUCCCUUCUCAAGCAGGCAUGCCAAGAUUCUGGAUUUUUUUAUGUGAUUGAUCAUGGAAUUGACCAAGAUCUAAUGGAAGAAGUUUUUAGGCAGAGUCAGAAAUUUUUUGAUCUACCUUUACAUGAGAAAAUGAAAUUGCUCCAAAAUAAGAAACAUCGAGGUUAUACACCUUUUCUGGCCCAGACUUCGGAUCCUGGAAAUCAAACAAGUGGUGAUUAUAAGGAAGGAUACUAUAUUGGUAUUGAAGUACCUGAAGAUGACCUAAAUGCAGAAAAACCAUUUUAUGGGUCAAAUUUGUGGCCAACUACAGAUAUAUUACCUGGAUGGAAGGAGAUUAUGGAGCAGUAUCAUAAGGAGGCACUGAGGGUGGCAAAAGCAGUUGCUAGAAUCAUAGCCCUUGCACUUAACUUAGAUGUUGGUUUUUUUGAUAAGCCAGAAAUGCUUGGCGAGCCUAUUGCAAGUUUGCGGCUCCUACACUACGGAGGUAAAUUAUCAUAUCCUGAAAAAGGAAUAUUUGGAGCCGGAGCACAUUCUGAUUAUGGAUUAAUAACUCUAUUGGCAACUGAUGAUGUGAUGGGUCUACAAAUAUGCAAGGAUAAAGAUGCCAGGCCUCAGGUGUGGGAAUAUGUGGCACCAGUUAGUGGAGGGUUCAUUGUCAAUCUUGGCGACCUGCUAGAACGUUGGAGUAAUGGGAUUUUCAGGUCCACUAUGCACAGAGUACUUUUAGAUGGGAGGGAACGCUAUUCGAUCGCUUAUUUUGCGGAUCCUAGCCAUGAUUGUCUUAUUGAAUGCUUGCCGACUUGCAAAUCUGAGGCAGACCCCCCCAAGUUCCCUCCAGUGACUUGUGCGGCAUACAUGCUCCAAAAAUUGCAAGAUGCCUAUGCAGACGCGAGCAUAUACUCUAAACAUCAGCCUUAGAGUUUGGUCCAAUCUGAGGCAUCCUCAAAUCAGAUUGCAAAAUCUGCAUGCUGCAAAAUCUGCAACUUUAAAGUCUAAAGUUGCAAUGCCGUCUUGUCUAGACGAUGCACAAUAAUGGUAUUUGUUCUUUUCACUUCGUCAGUUCUUGACAUGUAUGAUAAUAUUUGUUGUUGUCAUACAAGAAAGUGUGCCAUUUUCCUGUGUUUUACUCAUAAAACUUGCCUCCUCUCUUAACUUUUGGGAAGAUCAAUUCUUAAUGUACUAAGAAAUGAUUUAAUCAAUUUAUCUGCUACCAGUGUUCAUGUGAUUUA